Molecule: messenger RNA, 1167 nt
Organism: Cryptococcus wingfieldii CBS 7118
Lineage: Eukaryota; Fungi; Basidiomycota; Tremellomycetes; Tremellales; Cryptococcaceae
Exons: 5
Coding region: 1-1167 (388 amino acids)
Source: RefSeq, a predicted model, not a curated record
AUGGACUUGCCCCAAAAUGGCGAAUCGAGCAAAUCUCUCUUCCACCUCACACCGACCCAGGCGCAAGGAGAUGAGAUGAACGCGGGUGGAGAGAGACGGGAUGGAGAUGGGGAUGUGGAGAUGAGCGAUGGACCGGGAGAGGAGCCGGUGUCGGGUGCAGACACCAAGGAGCAGAAGAGGGGGACUGCCAGGCUGAUAUUGCCCCAAUGGGACAUCCCGCCUCCAAAACCUAUACAUUCAUCGCAAGACCUCAUAUCCCUCCUCAACCUCGACACACUCUACAACGCUUACGUCCGUCCCUUCGCCGACUUGCCCGGGGAGAGCGACCAGCCCAACGGGGUGGGUGGGGAGGAUGGGAAAGGCGGGGGGAAGAAGAAGGGGCCGCCGGGGAGAAGAAAGAUGGAGAAGGGGUACCAGCAUCUGGUGGAGGAUUGUAUCGACCCGAUACCUUUAGGGACAAGAGUAGAUGCUCCGUCUUUCCUCCCGCUAUUGAAUGAUGUGUUGCAUCCGCCUGCACCGCCGCCGCCGUUCGCUGAAGGUAUCGUUGAAGAAUUGCCGAAGGAAGCAUUCAAGGUUGCCAGAUUGGAGGCGGGUUCACAGGAAGGGUACCACGGCGGACAGAAAGCGGGUGUCAGAGAAGCAGAAGAGAAGCGCAGGCGCAAGAGAGCCGCCAGAACAGCCACCCACGACCCCAUGUCUCCUAUACAGUCCACCUUCCCUCCCAACAUCCAGUCCACAGGCGGCCGUUCCUCUACCCCCGGAACCCCCAUGCUCCCGGUUCCUCCGCCCAUCAACGUCCGUCCUUACCAUACACCCGGUACACCCCGCCGGGGUACAGCGCCGCCUGGCGCCGGUACAGGGCAAGGCGUACACCCAUUCUCAAAACUCGGCCCCGGAUCAGGAGCAGGCGGAAGACCGACCAUGCCCAGUUCAAAGCAGAGACCGGCGAGUAUGGAAGUACCCAACUCGCGCAAAGCUGCGAGUCGGAGUGCUAGCCCUUUACCGCCGUCUUCCCUUGGGCCCGGGGCUGGUGGUACGGCAAAUCAGCAGCGGCCAUUCGCGGCGAAUCGAAACAAACGGCCGGGGAGUGCGGAUGUGCAAGGUGGUCCGGGGAAGAGGGCGAAGGAGAAUGGGUCGGCGAGUCCGUUACCUGGCCUUAGAAGAUGA